Paraphaeosphaeria sporulosa is the source of this 2421-nucleotide messenger RNA. RefSeq lists its product as uncharacterized. The record is from RefSeq and is a predicted model, not a curated record. Gene Ontology annotation, molecular function: microtubule binding; GTPase activity; GTP binding. Gene Ontology annotation, cellular component: microtubule; peroxisome; mitochondrion. Gene Ontology annotation, biological process: mitochondrial fission; peroxisome fission. NCBI's taxonomy places the organism in Eukaryota, Fungi, Ascomycota, Dothideomycetes, Pleosporales, Didymosphaeriaceae. The coding region runs from base 1 to 2421 and encodes 806 amino acids. The transcript has 4 exons.
AUGGCGUCGCUGGGUGAGGAACUGCUCAAUGUCGUCAACCGCCUGCAGGACCUCGUCUUCAACACCAUCGGCAAUGACUCCCUCGAUUUGCCACAAAUUGUCGUUGUAGGGUCGCAAUCCUCCGGAAAGUCGUCGGUUCUCGAGAACAUUGUCGGUAGAGAUUUUCUACCUCGAGGAAGCGGCAUCGUUACGCGGCGGCCUCUGAUCUUGCAACUCAUCAACCUUCCGAGCGAGCGCGAGGACAAGCCUGCCCACGAUGAGAUACACAUCCCACACACGCCCGCCAGCGUCGCAGGCCAGCAGGAAUGGGGCGAGUUCCUCCACCACCCUGGACGGAGGUUCUACGACUUCGCCGAGGUUAGGCGCGAGAUCGAGGCCGAGACAGCGAGGAUAGCAGGCAACAACAAGGGCAUCAACCGACAGCCCAUCAAUCUCAAAAUCUACUCGCCACACGUCCUGAGCUUGACAUUGGUCGACUUGCCUGGACUGACAAAGGUUCCCAUUGGUGACCAGCCUACGGACAUCGAGAAGCAGACGCGCAACCUCAUUACCGAAUACAUCGCGAAGCCCAACAGCGUCAUUCUCGCAGUGUCACCCGCAAAUGUUGAUCUCGUCAACUCGGAAGCCUUGAAGCUCGCCAGACAUGUGGACCCCAUGGGCAAGAGGACGAUCGGUGUCCUUACGAAGCUCGACCUUAUGGACCAUGGAACGAAUGCUUUGGACAUCCUUUCUGGCCGUGUGUAUCCGCUGAAGCUUGGCUUCAUUGGCAUUGUCAACCGGUCGCAGCAGGACAUCCAGACCGGCAAACCGCUCGGCGAUGCUCUCGAGGCAGAACGUGAUUUUUUCAGACAUCAUCCGGCCUACAGAAAUAUGGCUAACAGAUGCGGAACUCAGUUCCUCGCAAAGAGCCUCAACCAGACCCUCAUGUCUCAUAUUCGAGAACGUCUACCGGACAUCAAAGCUCGCUUGAACACAUUGAUGGGUCAGACCCAACAAGAACUUGCUAGCUACGGCGAUGCAGCAUUCACCGGAAAGGAACACCGCGGUUCGCUUAUCCUGCAACUCAUGACCCGAUUCGCGUCGUCCUUCAUUGCCUCGAUUGACGGUACCUCCGCGGAGAUCUCCACCAAAGAAUUAUGUGGUGGUGCUAGGAUCUACUACAUCUUCAACUCGGUCUUUGGUAAUUCUUUAGAACAAGUGGACCCUACGCAGAACCUCUCCGUGUUGGACAUCCGAACAGCGAUCCGGAACUCCACUGGUCCGCGACCCAGCCUAUUUGUUCCGGAACUGGCCUUUGACCUCCUGGUGAAGCCUCAAAUCAAACUCCUCGAAAUCCCUAGUCAACGCUGCGUCGAGCUCGUUUAUGAGGAGCUUAUCAAGAUCUGCCACACUUGCGGAUCAACAGAACUGACCAGAUAUCCCCGGUUACAAGGAAAGCUCAUCGAGGUGGUUUCCGACCUUUUGCGGGAAAGGCUCGGACCCUGCUCCACAUACGUGGGAUCGCUUAUUGAUAUUCAGCGGGCAUACAUCAACACCAACCACCCCAACUUUCUCGGCGCAGCGGCUGCCAUGUCAUCCGUCAUCAAUGACAAAGAACAACGCGAGAAGAAACUCGCCAUGGACGCUGAAAGGAGAAAGCGGGAACGGCGCAGGUUGAAAGAGCUGAACAACGGUGCGAACGGCGAGAUCGCUGAGGGUGAAGAAGAAGGAGAGGCUACGAACGAGAAAAUCCUUCCGCUCCGGAAACACCAGACUCAAGCAAGUCGCAGUAUGUCGCCAGCAGUAGGACGCUUGCUGAACGGAUCCCACAACAGUGUAUCCAGUGCACUUAAUGGCCACAGAGCACGUUCACCUCCUCCUAUCGGCGGGUCAGGGGCACGUGACAGUUUCCUCAACUACUUUUUCGGCAAAGACGGUGCACCACAAACCAACGCAGCGUUGGAGAGCAGACCCGGGAGUCGACACGUCAGUCAGAACAUUGAGCCUAGCAUCUCUCAAAGUUUCCGGCGAGGCGACACCAGGCAACCGGCUCACGUUUUGGAAAUGGUGCCGGACGACGACGACAUGAAUAGUCCUCUGAAAGACACUUUUGACGGUGGAUUCCCCACGGAUGCCGAAGCCGCGCCUGCCAUGACGGAACGUGAAGCACUGGAGACCGAGCUCAUCCGCCGCCUCAUCUCCUCAUACUUUAACAUUGUUCGCGAAACAAUUGCCGACCAAGUUCCCAAGGCUGUUAUGCACUUGCUGGUCAACCAUUCGAAGGACGUUGUCCAGAACAGACUGGUCAGCGAACUUUACAAGGAAGACCUCUUCCAGGAACUUCUCUACGAAGAUGACACGAUCAAGGCCGAGCGCGAAAAGUGCGAAAAGCUGCUCACGACGUACAAGGAGGCAGCCAAGAUCGUGGGCGAGGUACUAUAG